Camelus dromedarius (Arabian camel) is the source of this 1989-nucleotide messenger RNA. Its product is annotated as lysosomal membrane ascorbate-dependent ferrireductase CYB561A3. The record is from RefSeq and is a predicted model, not a curated record. The coding region runs from base 459 to 1187 and encodes 242 amino acids. NCBI's taxonomy places the organism in Eukaryota, Metazoa, Chordata, Mammalia, Artiodactyla, Camelidae. Gene Ontology annotation, molecular function: oxidoreductase activity. The transcript has 8 exons.
CGGUUGUGAGGCAGCAGUGUCUGGUGGUGGCAGGCGUUCGUCCGAGUCUCUCACUCCAUCUCCCAGGAGCCUCGGGAGCCGCGUUUCCGGCGCCGGGUGGCAAGAGGCGGGUUUUGGAGACCCCAGCACCCUUGGGUCCCACUGUGGUUCCGGGGUGGUGAUUGUAAAAAUCGAAAGGUCUUCGGAAGCUGCAGUAAGCAGGCGGAGCCCCUCGCCUUAAUUUUCACCCAAGGAAGGGCCCUUGGUCCCGGCGAAGGAGUCAGGGAUCGAUCCCUGGGUUCCUGGAGCGGUUCUCCGGACACUUGAGUCAAACCAGAGCACAGUCCUAAGGGCAGAUGAGAAGUCUAAAUCCUACAAAUGUUAUGUGAUUUGCUCCAGGAGGCUCAGUACAUAAGAAUUGGAGUCCAGGUCAUCACUCUCUCAGUCUACCACUAGGUGUAAAGGAGUGCCUGAUCAGAAUGGCUGUGAGGUGGUUUUACCUGGCCGUCCUGGCACUGUCCUCCCUGGGCUUGAUGUGCAUCCUCUUCACCAUCUACUGGAUGCGGUACUGGCACAGUGGCUUUGCCUGGGAUGGCACUGUGCUCAUGUUCAACUGUCACCCGGUACUCAUGGUUACUGGCAUGGUGGUGCUCUACAGUGCUGCGUCGCUGGUGUACCGCCUGCCCCAGUCAUGGGUAGGGCCCAAGCUACCCUGGAAAAUCGGUCAUGCAGCCAUGCACCUGAUGGCCUUCAUCCUGACUGUGCUGGGGCUGUUUGCCGUCUUUAACUUCCACAACCAUAGCAAGAUCCCCCAUCUCUACUCUCUGCACAGCUGGCUGGGCAUCACUGCCGUCUUCCUCUUCGCCUGCCAGUGGCUCUUGGGCUUUGUGGUCUUCCUGCUGCCCUGGGCGUCCUUGCAGCUGCGCAGCCUCCUCAAACCCUUCCACGUCUUCUUUGGAGCCUCCAUUCUCUCUCUGGCCAUUGCAUCUGUUGUUUCCGGCAUUAAUGAGAAGCUUUUCUUCAGCUUGAAAAAUGGCACCAGCUUGUACUCCAACCUGCCCAGUGAGGCUGUCUUUGCCAACAGUACUGGGAUGCUGGUGGUGGUCUUCGGGCUGCUGGUGCUCUAUAUCCUACUGGCCUCGUCUUGGAAACGCCCAGAGCUGGGGAUGCAGGCCGAAAGACAGGCCCUGUUGCGUGGUGGGGAGUGACACAGGAAGGGGUUCCUGGGAGCAGUUGGUGUGUGGUCCUGACUUCUUCAGAAGCUCUGCUCUCCCUGGGGCUCCUGUCCAGUUUCAGCAACAGACUUGCUUUGGGGUCCGGGCCCCACGCUCCCCUGGCCUCUGUUGGGCCUGCUCUCUCCACAGCUUGCUGCCCACCUGCGUUCCUUGGUGGCUUUGGCUUCUCCGCCCUUCUUGGCAUUGACUUCCCAGGCUCUCCUUGCCCUGGCUGCUCACGCUGCUCCUGCUCGUAUGAAGUCAAGCCGAUUUCCCCUUCUGGCCCCUCGGAUGUGGUAGAAAACCCCGACGGUGCAGACGAGCUGGGCCUCCGGGACAGUCCACACUGUGAGAAGUGAGGCAGGCGGCCUUCCCACCAGCCUUCCCUUGAGGCCUGCGUUUCGUGUGGGCCGCCCGCCCUGGGCCAGGCUUCACCUGCCGUUUCUCCAUCCAGCCCAUCUGGACGUGAGGCUGGGCGGGAACACGGCACAGCGAUGGGAGGACCCGGACGGCGCGGAGCCGCUCCCGCAGAGGCGAAGCUGAGGAGCCGGCUGCCCUCUGCUGUUUCACGUUGCUGCCCUGUCAUGUCUGCGUGCAUCAUCCGUGCCCUGUGGCGCCGCCUCUUCUAGCUGCUGCUGCAACUGGGACCUGGACGCCAGCCUUUCCCUGUGACGGACAUGCCUGUCACUGACAGGCAGCCCUGUGAACCCGGGAACAGCCUGCCCCGAGCUGUCCCACGAGGAGUAGCAGGGGUGCCUUGGACCUCCUUUCCUUCCCCUGCCUGUGCCCUGGCAGG